AUGGACCCCAGAGCUAGUCAACCAAGGCCUGACACGCACCUCAAACCCCCAAAUCCGCACCAACGCACCUCCCCCUCAUCGUCAACAUCUCCAUCCCCAACACCACGAGCCCCCGUCGCCGCCCACAACACAGCUACAGUCGCCGAAUCGGUAAUAUUCCAAGGCACACACCCCAUCUCCGUCGGCGCAGGGACGGUCAUCCAUCCGCGCGCACGCAUCUACUCAUACGACGGGCCCAUUAUCAUCGGCGAAGGCUGCAUAAUCAGCGAAAAGAGCACAAUCGGCACCCCGCCGAGCACACCACCUUCUCUCCCGCCCGCGCCGAAAGAAGUGGUUCCAACACGGAUAUCGAACGGAGUGACGAUCGGUCCGCUUGUGACCGUCUUCCCAGGCGCGCACAUCCACUCCUUCGUUACGGUCGAGGCGCUAGCCAUCAUUAACCGGCGUGUGUCUCUGGGUGCGCAUUCAAAGGUCUGUUCGGGCUGUGAGGUUGCGGCGAACACGGUGAUAAAGGAUUGGACUGUGGUUUGGGGCUCGGGGGCUGGGUCCUGUCAAAGGAGGAAACGGGCUACGGGGAAGACGAGCUCGUCUGUUGCGGCUGGGCAGGACGUGUCGGCGCUGGACGCCAAGGUGGUUGAGGAUGCGCGGUUGAUUGUAUUACAGAAGGAGAGAGAGGUAGUGGCCAGGCUUAUUGGGUCGUCUGCAUCUGCUGGGGCCAGGAGGAAAUGA
This is a messenger RNA of Aspergillus lentulus, 729 nucleotides long. Its product is annotated as transferase hexapeptide domain protein. Gene Ontology annotation, molecular function: dynein complex binding. NCBI's taxonomy places the organism in Eukaryota, Fungi, Ascomycota, Eurotiomycetes, Eurotiales, Aspergillaceae. Gene Ontology annotation, biological process: mitotic spindle organization. Gene Ontology annotation, cellular component: dynactin complex. The record is from RefSeq and is a predicted model, not a curated record.